Messenger RNA from Vigna unguiculata (cowpea), 2330 nucleotides. Its product is annotated as O-fucosyltransferase family protein. The record is from RefSeq and is a predicted model, not a curated record. NCBI's taxonomy places the organism in Eukaryota, Viridiplantae, Streptophyta, Magnoliopsida, Fabales, Fabaceae.
GUGAUCAUCUUUAGUGCUCCCUUCCUUCCUUCAAACACAACACCAGGCUCUUUCUUCCCCACCACUAUCAUCAUCGCUACCUCCUUUCUCGCUCAUUCUUCACCGACAAACACAACACCCUUUCCCUUUUCUCGGAAUAUUAUUUUCUCCUCUUUUUUUUUUUUUUCGUAAAGGAAACCAAAAAAGGCCCAAUUUUCUCCAUUCCUUUCCUCUACCCUUUCGACCACACGCACGCUCUCUGCAUUCUCUCGCACCUAAAUCCAUCCAAUGUCUCCUUCUAAUCCAACCGUUUGAAACUCAAAUUGAGGUCUCCUUGACGGAUCUCAAUUACUCAAAUCCAAAUGCACGGUUACAGCCGCCUGGGCGGAGCAGCGCGGUCGCCGCCGACGUCGCCGCGGUUCCGCCACGGCCGAAGCAAGAACGGAAGCUGGAAUUCGUCUAAGGAGAGCAAUUCCAUAGAGAAGUUGAUCUUUAUUCUUAUGUCGGCAGUUUUCAGAAGGCGGGGUUUGCUUCUGUUUGCGCCUUUGCUGUACAUUUCUGGAAUGUUGUUGUAUAUGGGUUCCUUCAGCUUUGAUGUUGUCAGUAUAAAGAAUGGUGUCGUUCUUGUACACAAGCGUGCACCUCCAGGUUCUGUUUAUAGGAGUCCUCAGGUCUUUGAAAAACUAUGGCCUUUCAUGGAGGCUGAGGCUGCCAAUGCUAAUAAUGGAACGGGCAAUGUGUUGAUGAAAGCCUGGACCAGUGGAGAGCUUAGAGAGUGGAGACCCUGUGCUAACAGAAGUGUUCCUGAAGCAGAAUUGCCAAAGUCAAAUGGGUUCCUUAUAAUUGAAGCAAAUGGCGGAUUGAAUCAGCAACGCUUGUCGAUAUGUGAUGCUGUUGCUGUGGCCGGACUACUAAAUGCAACUCUUCUUAUUCCUAUAUUUCAUUUAAAUAGUGUAUGGCGAGACUCAGCUAUUUGGUGAAAUUUUGAUGAAAAUUUCUUCAUACAAUCACUUCGAAAUCAUGUGCAUGUGGUCAAAGAACUCCCUGUUGAUGUACUCGAACGAUUUGACAAUAACAUAAGUAAUAUUGUCAAUCUUAGAGUAAAAGGUUGGUCCAGUUCAGCUCACUAUCUUCAGAAGGUCCUCCUCAGCUUUGGAAAUGGGGUGGCUGUUCGCAUUGCGCCUUUCUCCAACAGAUUAGCUCAAGCAGUACCCUCAAAAAUCCAACGCCUUAGGUGCUUUGCCAACUUUGGAGCUCUUAGAUUUUCUGAACCUAUACAAGCACUUGCAGAAAGCAUGGUUGAUCGGAUGAUUAAACAUAGCUCCCAAAGUGGAGGAAAAUAUGUUUCUGUGCAUCUUCGUUUCGAGGAGGAUAUGGUUGCAUUUUCAUGCUGUGAGUACGAUGGAGGGGAGGAGGAGAAACAUGAAAUGGAUAUUGCGCGUGAAAGGAGUUGGCGUAAAUUCAAAAGAAAGCAUAGGAUAAUAAAGCCUGGUGCUAAUCGUGUUGAUGGAAGAUGCCCGUUGACUCCAUUGGAGGUAUGCAUGGGAUUGAUGCUUAGAGGCAUGGGUUUUGAUAACACAACCUCAGUAUAUGUUGCAGCAGGAAAAAUUUAUAAAGAACAAAAGUACAUGGCACCACUUAAGAUGUUUCCACGAUUGCAAACCAAGAAUACACUGGCAACACAAGAAGAACUUGCUCAAUUUAUGGGGCAUUCGACUAGGUUGGCUGCUCUUGAUUAUACUGUUUGCCUUCAUAGUGAAGUAUUUGUUACAACCCAGGGUGGAAAUUUUCCCCACUUCUUGAUGGGUCACAGGCGCUAUAUGUAUGGGGGGCAUGCGAAGACAGUAAAACCUGACAAGAGAAAACUAGCUCUAUUGUUCGACAAUCCUAAUAUAAGAUGGAAAGAAUUCAAGCAGCAAAUGAAAGACAUGCUUCGUCAUAGUGAUAUAAAGGGAACCGAGGUAAAAAAGGCUGGUGGAUCUGUAUAUACUUUUCCCAUGCCAGAUUGCAUGUGUAAACAGGCAGUACUAAAAAGUGAAAAUGCUAACACGACGUAAUAUAUGAUAUGAAGCUAUAAAUGUAGAUGAAUUUUCUUUAGGAGAUCAAAUUGUUCAAUACUUGUAAUUUAUUUUGUACUAUUACCUUUUUGUCUUUCUAGUUUAAGUUAGCUGUGAAAUCAUAAUCAUAAUUAUUGUAUAUUGUACACGGGAUUCAUUGUACAUGAGAUUCAAUGUAAACCAGAUAGACUUGCACGUCAUUAUUGUGAGCUGUCACAAUUUAGUUCACUAAACCAAGCUGCUUCGUGUAGCCAAUCAUAAAUAAUAUCAACGGGUGGCAAUUCUGCGCUCAGA